Messenger RNA from Betta splendens (Siamese fighting fish), 950 nucleotides. RefSeq names its product endonuclease domain-containing 1 protein-like. The transcript has 5 exons. NCBI's taxonomy places the organism in Eukaryota, Metazoa, Chordata, Actinopteri, Anabantiformes, Osphronemidae. Gene Ontology annotation, molecular function: hydrolase activity; metal ion binding; nucleic acid binding. The record is from RefSeq and is a predicted model, not a curated record. The coding region runs from base 12 to 899 and encodes 295 amino acids.
CUCUGUGUCUAAUGCAAAGUGUUUUGCUGUUUUCUUUUCAGUUGCUCAGGAUGCAGAACUUCGUGACUGUGUGUGUGUUGCUUUUGCUCAGCUUUUCUGUCCAUGCUCAUGUCGUGGAUAACUUUGAGAGUUGUAAAGAAUACUUUUAUGAAGGCUUUGUUCCUCAAGGACUGACGUCUGGCAACGACGUCUACAUCUGCCAGCGCUAUAAUAAUAAGUACCACUUUGCCACGCUGUACGACACCGCCCACCGCAUUCCUGUCUACUCAGCUUAUGUGUUUGAGAGCAACGCAAAAACCAAACGGCGGAGAAAGUGGUUUGUAGAACCUCAGCUGGCUGACAGGUCGUUGGCUAUGAAGGAAAUGAAGACCCAGGGGGAGAUGAAGGUAAAGAACAUAUUAAAAAUAGAAGAUAAACAGGCUGUGGAUGCAGAUUAUGACAGCCUUGCUCCUUCAUGGCUGUAUGACCACGGACACCUCAACCCCUGCGGACACCACGCAGAAGAGGGUUGCGCGGCCACUUUCACUUUGACCAAUGUUGUUCCUCAGAACAAAAAGCUAAACAACGGCCCCUGGGCGGUUUAUGAGACCAGCAGCAAAGAGAUUUUCAAAAAAUGCAAAACUGCUUUUGUUUUGGUUGGAGCGAUUCCUUCUGAAGCAAACUGGCUGCAGAGAGGAGGCGUGAACCGCGUCAACGUCCCACAGUCCCUGUGGCAGGCGUUCUGCUGCGUGGACAAGAACCAGCAGGCCUCCAGUGGAGCCGCCAGAGCACAGAACAUGGACACGCAGGUGGAGCGGGUCGCCCUGGCAGAACUCCAAGAGUUCCUCAGAAAAAAACUCAAUAAGGCAGAAGCCCCCAAGCUGUUUGCCAACAACUGUGAGGCAGUGAAGAAGCCCUGAACGUGUUGUCACUACCUGUGGUGGAAAUGUCCCAUAAAGAGGCAGAUGAGA